UGCAACCUCUGCCGAUUCUCCUCUCCUCUCCUCAGUUUUCCCAAAACAAAACAAUCGAAUAAACUAAAAAAAAGGUCCCUCCUUUUCUUACUUCGAAGCAACAAUUCCCAUGGCUUCCUUGCUCUUCCCACCACCGCCAACUUCAACCCAACAGAACCCCAAAUGCGCUCAUCUCUCACUCUCUCCUUCCUCUCUGAGACCCACCUCAGCUUUCCAUCUGUGCUUCUUCUCAAACCGAGUCAAAGCCACGAACACCCUCAAAUGCGACGCCUUUCCGAGCGACAUUGCCCAGCUCGUCGACCAGUCGCUGUCCCAAGUCCCUACUUUCCAAUCUGGGUACGAGCGAAUCCUGGGCGCUGCCGAGGAACUAACGGAGAUGCAGAGAUGGGGGGUCGUGAUAUUCGGUGGGCUCACUUGGGUUUACCUGACGGCGAGGCCUGGGGUGUUGAUCGGCGCGAUCGAUGCCUACAUUUUGGCUCCACUGCAGGUGGGUCUGGACAACUUGAGCGGGAGGAGGAGGUUGAAGAGGAGCGACUUUUUGAUUGGGGACAGAUUGGGUGAGGGGUCUUUUGGGGUUGUGUACUUUGGGGUUGUCGUCCCCAAGAAUGUGAAUGUUGAGGAGAGAGUGCAAAAGAGAGGGCGUGGCAAGGGAGCUCUGGAUUUGGAUGGGAGGUUCAAGGAGAAGGUCAUCUUGAAACAGGUUAAGGUUGGAGUCCAAGGCGCAGAAGAAUGUGGGGAUUUUGAGGAGUGGUUCAAUUACAGGCUGUCCAGGGCAGCGCCUGAGACCUGUGCUGAGUUUUUAGGGAGUUUUGUUGAUGAUAAGACGAAUUCACAGUCCACCAAGGGCGGGAAAUGGCUGGUUUGGAAAUUCGAGGGAGAUCGAGAUCUUGCCGAUUACAUGAAAGAUGGUAGCUUCCCUUUCAAUCUAGAGUCAAUCAUGUUUGGCAAAGUCUUGCAAGGGGUAGACUCCGUUAAGCGGAAGGCAUUGAUCAUUAAGCAAGUGAUGCGGCAGAUUAUAACUUCACUGAAAAAGAUUCAUGACACCGGCAUUGUCCAUCGGGAUGUAAAACCGGCCAACUUGGUUGUGACAAAGAAAGGUCAGAUUAAGCUCAUCGAUUUUGGGGCAGCCGCAGACCUUCGUAUUGGCAAGAACUAUGUGCCUGAUCGCGGCCUACUCGAUCCUGAUUAUUGUCCCCCUGAACUUUAUGUACUUCCGGAGGAAACGCCGAGUCCACCUCCAGAGCCAGUUGCUGCAUUUCUUUCCCCAAUCCUGUGGCAGCUGAACAGUCCCGAUUUGUUCGACAUGUACUCGGCCGGAAUCGUACUCCUGCAGAUGGCGAUCCCGACCUUGAGGACCUCUGCAGGCCUGAAGAAUUUCAAUUCUGAGAUCAAGGCAGUCAAAUACGACUUGAAUAAAUGGAGGGACUACAAGAUACGGAGGCCCGACUUAACGAUUCUUGAGCUUGACUCGGGAAGAGGGUGGGAUUUGGCCACGAAGCUCAUCUCGGAGAGAGGUUUCCUAAGGAGGGGAAGAUUAUCGGCCGCCGCCGCCCUCAGGCAUCCUUAUUUUUUAUUAGGAGGCGACCAAGCAGCUGCAGUUCUUUCUAAAUUGAGCUUGAGAAGAUAGGAAGUUGGCAAAUGAUGUAAGUGCGAGCAUCACCGCUCAUUCAUUGGCCAUUAGUUUACGUUCUACUCUACAUUAAUUUCUCUUUCCUGCUUAUCAUGUACAGAUUUUGUAAAGCCAAGAGCUUUCUUCUCAUUUACGGGCAGGUCCUAAGAUGUAAUUCAUAGUGCAUAAAAGGAAUGCUGGUCCAGUUUUCUUCU
Rhodamnia argentea is the source of this 1824-nucleotide messenger RNA. Its product is annotated as serine/threonine-protein kinase STN8, chloroplastic. Bases 110 to 1627 code for a protein of 505 amino acids. The transcript is spliced from 4 exons. Gene Ontology annotation, biological process: protein phosphorylation. Lineage: Eukaryota; Viridiplantae; Streptophyta; Magnoliopsida; Myrtales; Myrtaceae. The record is from RefSeq and is a predicted model, not a curated record. Gene Ontology annotation, molecular function: protein kinase activity; ATP binding.